CUCUUUAACCUCGGUGCAGCAGACACUUCCCUUCCAGGCCGAGGGCUCGGUGGCCUUCCCAGAAUGCACCGCUGCACAGCCUGCCUCGCGGCUUUCAAGUCUCAUCUUCUCAGGGCCCUGGAGAGAGAAUGUUUCAGACGUUUAAAGACUGGUUCUGGCUGGAGAAAUUCUGGCUUCCUCCCACAAUAAAGUGGUCAGAUCUUGAAGAUCAUGAUGGGCUCGUCUUUGUUAAAGCAUCCCAUUUGUACAUGACGAUUCCAUAUGCCCUUCUCCUGAUGAUCGUCAGAUACUUCUUUGAAAAGUUCGUUGCCACACCUCUAGCAAAUGCAUUUGGCAUCAAAAGGCAGUGCAUAAAAUUAAGCCCAAAUGCCAUCUUAGAGAAUUUUUUCAAGCUUUCCACAAGUCAACCAUGCCACAUGUAUACUGAUGUUUAUGGACUGGCAAAAAAGUGUAACUUAACAGAGCGCCAGGUCGAGAGAUGGUUUAGGAGUCGGCGGAAUCAAGACAGGCCUUGCAGGAUGAAGAAAUUCCAGGAAUCUUGCUGGCGGUUUACAUUUUACUUAAUGAUAACUGUGGCUGGUGUUGCAUUUCUUUAUGAUAAACCUUGGGCAUAUGACCUCUGGGAGGUUUGGCGUGACUAUCCCAAGCAGCCUCUGCUGCCGUCCCAGUACUGGUACUACAUUUUGGAGAUGAGUUUUUAUUGGUCACUGCUGUUUAGCCUCGGCUCUGAUAUCAAGAGGAAGGAUUUCCUUGCGCAUGUCAUCCACCACCUGGCUGCCAUUAGUCUGAUGAGCUUCUCCUGGUGUGCUAACUACAUCCGCAGUGGGACCCUCGUGUUGCUUGUGCACGAUGUGUCUGACAUUUGGCUGGAGUCUGCUAAGAUGUUCUCCUAUGCUGGAUGGAAGCAGACCUGCAACGCCCUCUUCCUCAUCUUCUCCGUUGUCUUCUUCAUCAGCCGAUUCAUCAUCUUUCCAUUCUGGAUUUUGUACUGCACCCUGAUUCUGCCUCUGCACUACCUCGAACCCUUCUUCUCGUACAUCUUCCUCAACCUCCAGCUCAUGAUCCUGCAGGGCCUUCACCUCUACUGGGGCUAUUUCAUAAUGAAGAUGCUCAAUCGAUGCAUAUUCAUGAAGAGCAUUCAGGAUGUGAGAAGUGAUAAUGAAGAAGAGGAGGAGGAGGAGGAAGAGGAAGAGGAAAAUGAGGAGAACACCAACAGCACAGGGCCGGAGUAUCUGAAGAAUGGCCUUGGGACCAACAGCCGUCUCGUUCCCAAUGGCCAGCACACUCGCUAGCUCGAAGCUCUGGAACUCCAUGGCACAGUAUGCCGCCAGGUCAUUGGAAGCCUGCUCUCCAGCCCACUGCUGUGGACACACAGCGACCCCAGUUUUUCCUUCUUAUUUUAUUUUAUUUUACUUUAUUUUGUUUUAUUUUAGAUGAAGUUUCCUAUGUUGCCCAAGCUGGGCUCCAACUCAGCCAUCCUGCCUUGUGAUAAA
Arvicola amphibius (Eurasian water vole) is the source of this 1493-nucleotide messenger RNA. RefSeq names its product ceramide synthase 3 (gene Cers3). Lineage: Eukaryota; Metazoa; Chordata; Mammalia; Rodentia; Cricetidae. Gene Ontology annotation, molecular function: sphingosine N-acyltransferase activity; DNA binding. Gene Ontology annotation, cellular component: membrane. Gene Ontology annotation, biological process: ceramide biosynthetic process. The record is from RefSeq and is a predicted model, not a curated record.